Molecule: messenger RNA, 5197 nt
Organism: Marchantia polymorpha subsp. ruderalis
Lineage: Eukaryota; Viridiplantae; Streptophyta; Marchantiopsida; Marchantiales; Marchantiaceae
Source: the annotation of a GenBank genome assembly
UGUGCACGAGCUCCCGUUCUCAUCGAUGAAAUCGACUCCGGACUUCGCGAUCGAGGCGACGACACUUGGGCACGACGUCCAGACGGGCUCUGUGCAAUGUGCAGGUGUUUCUUACUGCAGUACGUACUCCAAUGUCGGUGGGGUGCGUGCGUCGGAGAUGCUCUAACAGCUGCGAUUUCUUAGAGCUCGAGGAAUUGUUCGAUUGAAGGUGGUUGAACUCCGUCCUCGGCCACGAAGGAGCGUGCAAGUCAUGCUUACGGCGCAGAGAGUAAUGUCGUCCGAGGGACCAGAUGGCUGAUCUUCUCUGGGGCAGUAGUCGCGAAUCAAAUCUUUUGGAAAGCUGGUGAAGGACGGUGAACUGGAUUUUUCGCAUGAUGCAGGUUUGAAGGGACAAGUGACCGGAGUGUUUUGGGGCAUUUAGAAUAGAUGCAGAAAGGAUGUACCAUAAGGGCUUGCAAGUUUUUCGUCUGAAUGAAAGACGAUGGCGAGUGCUGGGGAUGCUUACCGCCCUUCUUAUGAGCAUUAGUCCUGUUAUUUUGGUUUGAGGUACCUGGGCUUGUCGGAUUGUAACAUCAGGUGUUGUCCGGAGGAAGGUUACGAUGUUCACACCAGCUCGCGGAAAGUUGGGGAAAGCGAAGGGAGUAGGAUUGCACAGUCCAUCUUCGCCUGCUCCAGCUGUAAUUCCCCAGCUGAGUCCUCAUCAGCCAACUCCUGGUUCCGUACGCGGCACUCUUUCUCCACUGUUCCCAUGGUCGUCCGCAUCGUCCGUACCUCCCAGAACUCCUCCUCCCCCUGAAAUAGGAGAGAAAGCACUUGUUGAUGGCGGAGAGCCAGUUCUUGUGUGCCAUUUUCCUCAACAGCUUCGCAAUUCUUUGAUCGAACGUCCUCAUCAGCGUGCAGAUGCUGGGGUGUACGGAGGCAUGGACGGCAGAAGUGGUCUCUCAUGGGUACUUCAUGGAAGUAAUUUGUUUGUAUGGAGCCACCUCAACAGUCGUGCUGCGCAAGGAUGUGCAGUCUUGACAAUUCCACCUCAGUUUUCUGAACGAGAUGGGCGGGCGGGUGAUUCUAAAUUUUCUGAGAACUGGCUGGUGUCAAUUGUUGGCUGGCGUACAGAGGAUCAAAACGAUGUCAGUUUUGUCAAGGCCUGCAAGUCCGCUGGUGUUGUUAUGUGUCACAGGAAGACACUUGCAGUUGUGUAUUGGCCGGAUGUUUUUAAAGACGGUGAUACGUCGGUAGUUAGCCUCGGAACUGGUGACAAAAUCGAAGGAUCGUCGACUCCUGCACUUGAAGAGAGCAGACUCAGUGGCCGCAAGUCUUUUUCAAGCUGGACUAGCAGCACAGGUGGUCCUGGUGGUGAGGUGGUUAAUUCGUUGAUAGCAUCAGCUGUUCCCGGAGAAACACCUCAAGCGUGCGUUGCGAUCGCUGCUCGAACUAAUGGCGAGCUGUGGCGCUACGACUGCUGUCCUCUGGGGAUCACUCGUCAGCAGAUUACACGGGACGUUGUGGCACGACAGGAUGUUGGACUGAUUGCAUUCAACAGCUCUAGUGCCCGUUCCAUGGUUUGGCGGUUACCUGAGGAUAGUCCUCAGCUAGGAGUGCGACAACUUCUGCUUUUAACUGCCGCGGAGCUGGAGUGCUGGAAUGUUGAACUUGCAUCGGGAGGGAAAGUAUCGGAAGCUUGGAGGUUUAACAUUCUCGGGAACCCCGAUACUCAGAAAGAUUUGUCUGGUCAGAAACAGGUUUGGUUACUGGACUUAGAGGUCGAUGACAGUGGCAACUUCUUCACAGUGCUGGUGGCCUCCUUCUCAAAAGAUCGUGGUAACAGUUCAAGUUUUAUGCAGUAUUCUCUGCUCACGUUUUUCGACAAUGCUCCACCCGACGGUGACUUGGUCAGGAAAGCGCCCAUGCAAGUUAUACUUCCCAAAGCAAGGGUGGAAGAAGAAGAUGUGCUGUACUCCAUGCGCCUUCGUGUAGGUGGAAAUCCCAUGGGAUCUGCCGUUAUUCUGGCGGGUGACGGAACAUGUACAAUUGCUCAUCACAGCAAUGGCAGUCUUAAGCUUUACCAGUUCGACCUCGCCUGGGGCGCAGGAAAGGUUCUAGAUGCGUCUGUAGUUCCUGCAUUAGAAGGGGAUGAGGGUGCUUGGCUCGUGCUCACAGAAAAGUCCGGUGUAUGGGCAAUUUCAGAGAAGGCUGUCAUAUUAGGUGGCGUUGAGCCUCCUGAGAGGAGUCUUUCUAGGAGAGGGAGUUCUAUCGAGGAUUCAUCAAAGGAGGAAAGGCAACGUGGUUCCAGUAUUGCUCCUCGUCGUGUUGUCUCAGAGUCUGGCGCUCUUAAUAACCGGCUCCCGAAAGCUGUCAAUCAGAGACCAUUGCAUGAUGAGGAAGCAGAAGCAAUAGUUGGACGCAUGUUUCAGCAGUACUUAACCACUGGCAGAGUCGACUCUGCUCUUGAAAAACUCGAGCGAGCGGGUGCUUUUGAAAGAGAAGUGGAGAUGAAUAUUUUUGCCCGAACAAGUAGAGUCAUCGUUGACACGCUGGCAAAGCACUGGGUAGCUGGUGGAUCAGGAAGUGCAGCAAUUAUGGCUGCUGUUUCUUCUCAACUUAUUGAAAAACAACGUCGACAUCAGCAGUACCUGACUUUUCUUUCUGUUUCUAACUGCCACGAGGAGCUUCAGCUGAAGCAAAGUGAUUAAGCUUCGCAAACCCACGAGAAUGGAUGCUUAAUAUGGAUUAAAACUAUAAAAUGAGGCGAAAAUCAAGUGCCUGAGGCUGAUUCAUGAUCUAACAGGAGGUGCACUACAUGCCAUCAUGGAGCAUGGUGAGAAGCUUGCUGCCAUGGUGCAACUUCGCGAACUGCAUAAUUCCAGGGCACAGUCUAGAAUGCAAGUCUCCGGAAGUUUUGAUGAGCCUGACUCGGUGGAAAACAUCGAAACCAGUGGAGCGCUGUGGGAGACUGUCCAGCUCGUAGGGGAGAAGGCCCGGCGGAAUAAUGUCAUGCUUAUGGACCGAGAAAAGUCCGAAGUUUUUUACACCCGGGUGUCUGACCUGGAGGAGUUCUUUGCUUGCAUCCAGCAACACGCGAGUUCCAUCAUAGGUCAAGAGCAGCCAAUUAGGAUGCAAGUUGAAAGGAUUUGUGAAAUCGCGGAGGCCACUACUGGUGUAAUAAGGUCUGCCAUUCGUUACAGGGAUGCUCAAUUUUCCUGGUAUCCUUCACCUGAAGGUUUGACACCCUGGUACUGUAGGCCUACAGUAAGAUCUGGAGUUUGGAAGGUCGCAAGUCUUUGUCUGGAGGUGAAAGCAGAAGCAAGCGUAUCAGUACCUUCACUCGUACCGAAGCUAGUAUCUUGGCUGGAGAUAGUUGCGGAUGUUCUUCUGGAAGGAUACGCAGGUGCAAUCACAGCGAAAGUGGAAAGAGAAGAAGAAUACAGAGGCUUGCAAAUGGAGUACUGGGGUCGGCGCGAUACUCUUCUUUUAGCUCUCCAGCAACACGCCAAGGAAGUAGCCGAUGAUUCCGUACAGUACAUCCUCGACGAGGGAAAGGCAACGCAACAACGUCGUGCCGUGCUGCAAAAGAUGUACCCAUCUCUCAUCGCAAUCGCCCGGCGUCAUGCUGGUUACCAAACCCUCUACAACAUAUGCACUGAUCUUGAUGAUAUGAAUCAGCUGCGCAGUUUAAUGCGAGAGAGCAUGGGACUUCGAGAAGGACGAUUCAGUCAUUACGUGUUUGACCAUUUCUGCACUACAAAGCAAUACUCGAAAUUGCUACGGCUGGGCGAGGAGUUUCAAGAAGAGCUAGAAGACUUUCUGCAGCAACAUAUUCAUCUGCGAUGGCUGCACGAAAUACUCAUGCAGCAGUAUAAUUCCGCUUGCAGCACACUACAUUCCCUAGCGUUAAGCUCAAAUCCACUGAUAGAUGAAGAGACAACGUACGUGAGAAAGAAGGAUGUAGGCCCUAUGGCGAAGGACAAGCUCAGAGAGCGACGACGACUACUGUAUCUUGCAAAGUUGUCAGCUCUUGCCGGUGGUGAAAUGGUCGGCGGAGACAAGCUCGCGAUGAUCGAUGCGAGUAUAGUCAUCCUGGAGGUCCAGGAAGAGGCGCACCAGAAAGGCGUGGUCUCAGACGAGGUUCUUUUACCUGUACAGCUAGUUGGGACAUGUUUGAAGAGUGGUCACAGGGACCUCGUCAUGCGAGCGUUUGAUGUGCUUGCGUUCGCGGGAGACGACUUCAGGAAGAACAAUAAGCUUCUACUAGAGGAUGCAUGGUUGCAUGCGGCCGAGCAAGACAACUGGGCUAGUAUGAAGGAUGCAGCAGAGGAGAGGGGCUGGAGCGACGAACAAUACUGGCUUACGUUACAGGGAACUGUUUUGUGCCAAAUGGCGAAGAGGUGCUAUGGAGACGGUGCAGCUUUUUAUGGUGCCCCGUUCCAAGAAAUCUUACCUCUGUUCGAAAGCGAUCGAACCGAGGAGGAGAGGCCACGGAUCUCCAAAGCGGAUUCCGCAGUUAAAACUGUCGAGUCGAUUCUCAGUCAGCACGGUGGGUUUUCAGACGGCAGGGAGGCGAUGCUGACUGCGCUCAAAAUGGGAGUCAGUUCUGACAACGACUUGGAUGACAAGGAGCUGGAGUCCAUGAUCGAUUCUUAACUUGCAAGCUCCGGACGAGUUUUCUGUCAGGGCUGUAGACCUCCAUUCACUCCUGAAGAAGUCGAUAUCAGCGACCGCAUCUUUAAUUCAAGCCUUGGACAAUCUCUGAAGCCUCAUCGCACACCCAGGCUUUUCCAACAAAGCCCCAUGAUUGUGGCAGCUCCUCCCUCAGGUGUGCCUGUCAAGUGUGCUCACACGGCCUAUGCUGCUGUAUCCUCCCUGGCUUUCGAGCCUGGCAUUGAGACAUCACCGAUGAAACUCUUGUAAAUGCCUGUAGGUACAAGCACUAAAACCUGUCUCGUUUGUCGAAGGACAGGAACGAUUGUUAAGAAGAGUGGCCAGAUUCAGCUCAGCUCAAAGAUGUAGUAGGACCGUGCACCAGCGCCAUUUUUGUAACACUAGACACCUGGAGGCUGCGCUCCCUCUUCUCAGGGAGAUUGGAACAGUGGCAGCGCAUGAGCCCCGGGCGAAUUUGGGGCCAAGCCUCAAGGCAAGAUUGUGAUAUACUUGGACCUUUUCACUUCUGUAAAGAACAAGUCGGGACGGAUCCGACGCGAGC